AUGGCGCUCAUUUGGUUGAUCCUCCUCGGUUUUAUGUGGGUUAUUGAUGCAAAGCUGGCUUCGAACUACCCAGUGAACUCACAACUGCCUCCUGUGGCUCGGGUGUCACAGCCCUUCGAGUUUGUUUUCUCUCCUGGUACAUUCGGCGGCAGUGACUCGUCAACGUCUUAUUCGCUCUCAAACGCCCCGUUAUGGCUUCGAGUGGAAAGUAAGAAUCGCACUUUAUUCGGCACACCCCAGAAGGAGGAUGAGGGAACUGCGAAAUUUGAUCUUUUGGCAUCGGGCGAAUCAGGAUCAGCAAGAAUGGAGGUGACUCUAAUUGUAACGGAGGAUGAUGGGCCAAGACCUGGGAAGCCGGUACUUCCCCAGCUCGAAGCGAUUGCUGCGACAUCCGCUCCUUUGACAAUCUUGAUUCACUCUGGGGACGCCUUUGAUAUAGCCUUCGACCAAGACACUUUCACCAAUACCCGCCCAUCCACAGUAUACUAUGGGACAUCCCCUGGGAAUGCCCCGCUACCUUCCUGGGUGGGAUUUGACCAGUCGAACCUUCGUUUUUCUGGUGUUGCACCUAAUAUUGGACCUCAGACGUUUACUUUCAGUCUUGUUGCCUCAGACGUGGCUGGCUUCAGCGCAGCCGCUAUGAAUUUCGAUAUGACAGUCAGCCCGCAUAUCCUGUCAUUCAACCAGAGUGUGCAGACAUUCUUCAUCAGUCGAGGAGAGCAGUUUACUAGUCCUCGGUUUAGAGAGAUCCUGACUUUAGAUGGGCGAGAACCAUCAAAUGCCGAUUUAAGCGGUAUCCAGAUUGACUCGCCUUCCUGGCUUGAGUUUGAUAAUAGGACGAUCUCAUUUAUUGGCACCCCACCAGUUGAUGCGGCGGAUUCAAAUAUCACCAUCUCCGUAACAGACAAGUAUCAAGAUGUAGCAAGGCUUAUCAUCAGCCUACAGUACUCACAAUUCUUUCAUGGCAUACAGGGAUGUGAAGCGAUUAUCGGCCACUAUUUUUACUUUGUUUUCGAUGGUGCGGUCCUGACCAAUGACUCCGUUCACCUUGAAGUCGACCUAGGAAACCAACUUUCUUGGCUGCACUACAACUCCGACAAUAAGACGCUCUACGGCCAUGUCCCAUCUACUGUUAGCCCAAGGAACUAUACACUCAAGCUUACUGCUCAUGAGGGGACCGCGGAAGAUACCAGACAGUUUACACUCAACAUUUUAGAGGAAGGAGGUUCUUCAAGUCAGGACACAGACAAUUCAGCGGGCUCCGCUGGGGGUAUUCAUGGAAAAAAAGCUGGAAUAAUUGCCAUUUCAGUUGUGAUCCCUUUUGCUUUUUUAACAAGCCUUUUGCUUAUCUUCUGCUGCUGGCGCCGUAAACGCAGGACAUCAACUCAUGAAGAAGGGCAAUUACCAAAGGAGAAAGUACCACACCCAGAUGUCUCCGAGCUACCACACUGUCAGCCUUCCGAAGAAGCUACAGGGGAUAAUCUCCCCGAAAUGGUCAGAAGUCCUCCGGAACCAUCAUCGAAACCGCCGAGAUUAGAACUGGCGCCUUUCUGGGACACGAGCCCCUUGGACGAGCAUGGACAGAGAGGACACUCCGAAGGUAGAAAAAAUACGUUCUCUACUUCGACCAUCGAGUGGGAUUUGGGUCCGUUUAAAAAGCCUGGUUCAGAACAGGACAAAAAAAUCGACGAUGUAUCCGUUCCACCCAAACGGCUGUCGUUCCAAAGCAGUCCACCCAUGCGCAGACGAACAACGACUAAUUCACGAAAGAGAGAACCUCUCAGGCCCAUCCAGCCAAGGAGAUCGCUAAAACGAAGCUCGGUCCAGUCGUCCAAAUCAAAGAGGUAUUCGAAGCGUUCCAGUGGAAUAUCAUCUGUUGCAUCCGGGCUCCCCGUAAGGCUUAGCGGUGCGGGACAUGGUGCCGGCGGCUUUGGGCCCCCCGGGCAUGGAGUAGUUCGAGUGUCGUGGCAAAAUACGCAUGCAUCUCUGCAAAGUGACGAGAGCGGAGUUGGGAAUCUAGCACCCUUGUUUCCUCGGCCCCCACCUCGAACAAGAGGUAGUCUAGAAUUCCCAAACCGGAUGAGCUUACGGACAGUGGAACCUGAUUCACUGACAAUUUCGGAGACCGAUUCUUUGGAGGCCUUUGUUCACACUAGGGCGAAGAAUAGAAACUCUUCCAAUCCCAUGUUCUCUGGGCAGUUCAGCCGCAGAACAUCUUCUGGUCUCCGGGCUUUGGAGAGAGCUCGAAGCACAGCAAGCCGAACCGAUACUAUAAAUAGCUCCAACUAUUAUGACGACUACAGACGAUCUAUACAUGAACGUCCAUGGUCUACGGCAAUGUCUGCGUCUAUUUAUACGGAUGACAACCGCCUGUCUACAUACCUCGAAUCGCUGUCAGAAGAAUCUUUGAACGUACGACCAGUAGCUCCAAUGGCUGGAGACCUGAGCCAAUCUAGUCUGGCGCGGAACUAUUCGGCGGCGAUAGCACCGCUUCCCCGGUUCUUCAGCGAAUUAAGCCUUAGUAGUGCACGGCGGGCUGAGUCGCGUGAGUUGAACGACAGCGCAGGUGGUUCACAGCACAUGGGCGAGCGGCAACCCGAAUUAAGUCAGCGUGUUAGGUCCAACACCAGUCCGUUUUCGCAGGCCGAAGUUUCUGGUACUGGUCCACACCCUCUGCGCAAAAGCCCGUCGACCUCGUCCAUCCCAUUCGAUAGCAAGGUACGUCGGAUAAGCCUGAUCCGACUAGCAGAUCCGGAAGCAAGGGAACAGCGGGGCCUGCAAUAAGAUGUAACUGGGAGUGUAUGAAGUGAUAAAGUUUUUGUGAGCAGUACUCUUGUACUAUACAUAUUGCUGUCUUUCCUUUCGUGCUGUCUCAUGAUAUCCUCGUUCUUGCUUUGCGGCUUGUGUACUUUUUCUGAUUUGUAUACAUCUUACGCUAAAAUCCAGAGGCCGG
This is a messenger RNA of Aspergillus alliaceus, 2953 nucleotides long. Its product is annotated as putative transmembrane glycoprotein. Gene Ontology annotation, molecular function: calcium ion binding. The transcript has a single exon. The record is from RefSeq and is a predicted model, not a curated record. Gene Ontology annotation, cellular component: membrane. Bases 1 to 2784 code for a protein of 927 amino acids. NCBI's taxonomy places the organism in Eukaryota, Fungi, Ascomycota, Eurotiomycetes, Eurotiales, Aspergillaceae.